UGUAAAAUUAUUUUUUAUUAAGAAAUUAUAAUAUUAAUUAUUAUUAUUAUUUUAUGAGUUCGCGUUUUCGAUUUCAUUCUAGUUUCCUGGAAGGAGGAUUUAGUGAUCGCACAGAACUGGUGGCGCCGCGGACAUUCAUUCUUUGACAUCGGUCAAAGAACUAGGCUGAAAGUAAGUCUGUCUCCAUUAAGGGCACUCGUGGACAGCUCAAAACUGAUCAUACUGAUUCAAAAAUGUCGUCUCUAUCUUCAUCCUGUAAAACCGCCCACCCCUCGCCUUCAGUCAGAGAGCACCCUGGUGACUCGGUUGAGCUGAUUCUGACACCGAGUGGGUCCGUGACGCAGGAUCAGGGGCAGAUGUUGAGCUCAGACCUUGGUCUGAUCGACAUGACGGAGGCUGAGUUUUCGGACCUUCAGCACUUCAUCCGCUGGCGCGCAGAGGCUCAGGCGGGGCCUGUGGAAGGCCCGGACACCCGGCCCCGCUCAGCCGGAGUGGUGGUCAAAGGUGCUGCUAACUCUACGGUGGUUUCUCCCCUCAAAUCCACUCAAGCCAUCGACCUGUCAGUUUCAAGCGACGACCACUGCCUGCUGACGUCGGUGGAAAAGACUCCGUCCCACGGAGAGGUCCCAGGAUCCGUGCUGGCCAGGAUCAAUAGGGAGGAUAGCCCGGCGACGCCUCUUGGCAAGUUCAGGAGAAUUUCACCGAAGGAAUCCUUGUCCAGUGCCAGAGUUUGUCUCGAGAAGAGAUUUAACAGCAUGUGUCCCGAUACCACGGGACAGCCAGACAUUCACCCGACUCUCCUCAGCAGUCUGCUGACAGCAUUCCAGCAGUCGGCAGUGGCUGAAGAGACGGCCAUCAAUCCUCAGAGGUCAAAGUGGGCGACAGCUGAUGGGGAAAAUCCUCCGGUUGGUUCCAGCAGAGACAUUAAUCCAGUGUGUGGUCAGAGUUUUGCUCAGACGACUGAGACGAACAAACACCCGGGUUUAGUCAUCUCCAAGAGCUUUUCAUUUCAUUUCUACCCUGAUCACACUUUUCCAAAAAGUGUUCAUACCAGCAACAACCUAGAGGAAGAGCAGAUAAUUGUCAACAAGGAUGUGGAGACACCUGCUGUCCACAGAAAUAACUGCGGCCCCGAGGCCAACAGAGCGUCUGUUCAGGCUCUUCCAGACUCGGUCAAAGAGGCUCAGCGCGGAGGCCGGAAAAGAGCUCGAUCUCUUCUGUCUAACAAUCAGCGCAGAGAAAGACACAACAUUACUGAGAGGGAGCGCAGGAAGAGGAUUCGCCUGUGCUGUGAUGAGCUGAACACCAUGGUGCCGUUCUGUGACCCCUGCACUGACAAAGUUACCACUCUGACGUGGACCACAACCUUCCUGAGGUACAUCACCAAGAAGUAUGGAGACACGUUCAAAGAGGAGUUUGGGAAGCUCUUUGCUCAUAAAACAGAAACGUGUCUGAAGAGCGGCUCCUCUUCAGGCCAGCACCCAAUCCAGCCGGAGGUGAAUGAGGCACUCGACCCCUCCCUCGCCGCUGAACAAUAACCGUUUUGUUUUUAAUCCCCCAAAAAGUUUACAUUUCAUUGAUUUGUCUGUGUUUGUGUUUUCACGCUUGAAAGUCUGAACCUGUUCACUUUCCAAACUCCGUGUUAAAACCUUUUUUUUUUUUGGCGCCAUUAAAAAAACAUUCGUUCAAAGAAACUUUUAGAACAGAUGAAAUGGUUUUGUUGGAGCAAAAACGCUGUUUGACGUUGAUCUCUUUAUUCUCGACCAAAGUCUUUACCAAAGUAGAUUAGUUUUGCAUCCUUUUUUUUCAAUCCUUUUUACUAAAAUAUUGAAACUUUUGAAUUGAAAUAAGUUCUGUUAAAUUUCUGCUGCAGUUCCUCUUUAUCUGACGUGUGCCGUUUUCUUUAGACGGGUAGAAAAGAGGAAUAUUUGACUGAAAAGUGGCUUUAUUUGGUCUUUCUUACAACAACGUCGCUGUAGCAUCUUACUGUACAUACAAGUCACCCACAAACAAUAAAUAGUAUUAAAGUAAAUGUAUAUUUAAUAGUUACAGCACCGGAGGGAUAUAGUGGACGUGGUCAUUGCAGAUAGGAGAAAAAGGAACUUAUAAAACUUAAAACCCCCUAAGCCUCUUAAAUGAUGUUUAUUUCGCAUUUCUAAUUUAUGCAUCGGCAGUUUUUAUCCUGGUUUUGAUUCUUAAUCUUUACAUGUGAUUAAAAACAUAUUGGCAGAAAAACAAGUUACUUAAAAAACGUAUCAAAAUAUUUAUGUUUACAUUGUCUGAACAAGUUCUGGGCCCCUUUUAUUACUGUUUCAGUACACACAGCUUUUUACCUCCUGCAUAUCCUUCCAUAUUUUACACUAUUAAGCUUGUUAGUUGAGGUAAGACCUGGGAUUUACACAAUGCACCAUGAUGAGAUCACAUCGACAUCAGACAGUCACAAAUGUUUGCAGCGAGGUUACAGAUGUCGAUGGGGCGCUGGCUACGACAUGUACAAAGUUUUUAUACACAAAGGGAUUGUUCCAGUUUGUAAAUUGUGUGAUGAUGUUUGGAUUGUUGUUCUCGUCCUCUCUUCCAUGUCUCUGCCUGCUUUCUUUCUGGGUGUCACGCGGGGUCUUUGCUUCCAUCACACUCGCUUUGGUGAUCCUCCGUUCUUCUCCAAAUAUCUGAUGUUACUUCCCCCUUCUUGUGACGCUUGUAUUUUUUUAAUAAAGAGAUGUUUUUAAGAACCAG
Oryzias latipes (Japanese medaka) is the source of this 2733-nucleotide messenger RNA. RefSeq lists its product as uncharacterized. Gene Ontology annotation, cellular component: nucleus. The record is from RefSeq and is a predicted model, not a curated record. Gene Ontology annotation, molecular function: RNA polymerase II cis-regulatory region sequence-specific DNA binding; DNA-binding transcription factor activity, RNA polymerase II-specific; protein dimerization activity. Gene Ontology annotation, biological process: spermatogenesis; regulation of DNA-templated transcription. Lineage: Eukaryota; Metazoa; Chordata; Actinopteri; Beloniformes; Adrianichthyidae.